Molecule: messenger RNA, 6051 nt
Organism: Conger conger (European conger)
Lineage: Eukaryota; Metazoa; Chordata; Actinopteri; Anguilliformes; Congridae
Product: G protein-coupled receptor kinase 4-like
Exons: 16
Coding region: 543-2270 (575 amino acids)
Biological process (GO): protein phosphorylation; signal transduction; regulation of signal transduction
Cellular component (GO): cytoplasm
Molecular function (GO): ATP binding; G protein-coupled receptor kinase activity
Source: RefSeq, a predicted model, not a curated record
CAAUAAGUGUUGUUCUCAGCUCCCUGAAUCAUUUCGUGUAGACUAUAUAGUUCGACAAAGAAACCCCCCUGCAAUUGUUAGCUAGCUUUAAUGUGACUCUAUUUAGAUUUAAUUUUUCGAGGCACGAUUCUAUUGCGCUGGCUGCUAUCUAAAGUCGUAGGCUGCGCAAUGUAGGCUACUCUGUGCUGUAGCUAGUGUUUAUUGUGUAAAUACGCUGGCUGUUAAGUGUGUGUAGGACUGUAAGGUUACACUGUGGUUGUAAAGUGAUCCCUCCUACUCCCGUGUAUACUGCCCGUGUACGAGCGAGGGAGUGAUCGCAGCAGGAAGGAAAGCGAAGCAUUGAAUGCUAACAAGGGGAGUUAAUGUUCAAGCAUUCCUAAAAGGUGGGGGGUUUUAACAUCAAGCAAUGGAGACGUACAAUUAACCUGGUAUGUGCCAGAUCACAAUUUACGCUGAUCGUCAUCAUCAUCAUCAGCACAACCAUCUUCAUCUUUCCCGUUGAAUGAAAUGUAUCGAGCCUGCAUGGGAUCCGGAUACUGACAAUGGAGAUUGAAAAUAUUGUGGCCAACACUGUGCUGCUGAAAGCCAGAGAAGGUGGAGGUGGGAAGAGGAACGGCCGGAGUAAGAAAUGGAAGGAGAUGCUGAAGCUGCCACACAUCAGUGUGUGUGAAGACCUGAGGCGGACCGUCGAAAGGGAUUACUCCAGCCUGUGUGAGAGGCAGCCGAUUGGCCGGCUCCUGUUUCGGCAGUUCUGUGACACGCGGCCCGAGCUGAAGCGCUGUAUCGAGUUCCUCGACGCCGUGGCCGUGUACGAGCUGGCGCCAGACGAGAAGAGGAGAGACUGCGGCUUGAAUGUUUUAGACACAUACUUUAAUAAUGGGUCGACGGCCCAUUUACCAGAAAUACCUCGGGAAGUGGUGGGGGAGUGCAGGGACAGGCUGGAGCAGAGCCCCUGCAAGGAGCUGUUCAAGGAGUGCACCAGAAUCGUUGGCGAAUAUCUCAGCGGAGCUCCCUUCUCCAGCUAUCAAGAAACCAUGUACUUCUCUCGCUUCUUGCAGUGGAAGUGGCUUGAAAGGCAACCCGUAACCAAAAAUACCUUCAGACAUUACAGAGUACUUGGGAAAGGUGGAUUUGGAGAGGUUUGUGCCUGCCAAGUCCGAGCCACGGGUAAGAUGUACGCCUGUAAAAAGCUGGAAAAGAAAAGAGUAAAGAAGAGAAAAGGUGAAGCAAUGGCAUUAAACGAAAAGCGCAUUUUAGAGAAAGUUAACAGUAGAUUUGUAGUUAGUUUAGCCUAUGCCUAUGAAACCAAGGAUGCCCUUUGUCUAGUGCUAACGAUAAUGAAUGGCGGGGAUUUGAAGUUCCACAUUUACAACAUGGGAAACUCCGGCUUCGAGGAGCAGAGAGCGAUUUUCUACGCAGCGGAAAUCUGCUGUGGGUUGGAGGACCUACAUCGGGAGAGGAUAGUCUACAGGGACUUGAAGCCCGAAAACAUUCUUUUAGAUGACCGUGGGCACAUCCGAAUCUCGGACCUGGGUCUGGCGGUGCAGAUCCCGGAAGGAGAGACGAUACGAGGGAGGGUGGGAACGGUGGGCUACAUGGCUCCGGAGGUGAUCCAGAACGAGAGCUACUCCUUCAGCCCGGACUGGUGGGGCCUGGGCUGCCUGGUGUUCGAGAUGAUCCAGGGCCAGUCCCCCUUCCGCCGGCGCAAGGAGCGGGUCAAGCGCGAGGAGGUGGACCGCAGAGUGCGCGAGGACCAGGAGGAGUACUCCGACAAGUUUUCGGAAGAGGCCCGGGACAUCUGCAAGCUGCUGCUAGCGAAGGACCCCAAGGGGCGGAUGGGGUGCCAGGGCCAGGGUGCUGCACAGGUGAAGCAGCACCCCAUCUUCCGGAACAUCAACUUCAAGAGGCUGGAGGCCAACAUGCUGGACCCGCCCUUCAUCCCGGAUCCACGGGCAGUUUACUGCAAAGACGUGCUGGACAUCGAACAGUUCUCCACCGUCAAAGGAGUAAACCUGGAUACCACAGAUGACUAUUUCUACCACAAGUUUGUCACGGGAAGUGUCUCCAUCCCCUGGCAAUAUGAGAUGAUCGAGAUGGACUGCUUCAAAGAGAUCAACGUGUUCGAGGUGGAAGGCGCCCUCUGUGCUGACCUGGAUGUAAAUAGACCCAACCCCCCGCCAAAGAGAGGCUUCUUCUACCGGCUCUUCAGGAGAGAGGUAUGCUUUAAGAGUGGCUACAGUGAUGAGGACGAGGAGCCAUCCCGACUUUAAAACCACUCUCGUCAGCCAAAAAGAGCGCCAUCUUAACAAAAAUGAAUGUUUUAACUGUAUUUAUGAAUUGUAUUAAAAGUGUAUUAUAAUUAAAGAAAAAGUAUGAGUUUAAAGAUUUUGUACAUUUGUACUUGAAUUAUGUCUAGAUGUAUAUUUUCACUAAAGGUUGUAUUGUAAAAAAAGCCAUAUAAUUACCACUUGAAUGCAUACAUAACAUAUUCCCCCUUUGGAAUGAGUAUAGAAAUAUGUAUUUAAGGAUUCUUUUUAAAAAGAAGCACAGUUUGGUAUUUUUAGUCUCUUUUUUAUGUUGCAUAGGGCUUAAUUUUAAUGUUUAUUUUGUUUUAUGUUUUUUUUGGCCUACGUAUAGUAUUAGUACAUUUUCUGUUACUACGCACAGCUGCAAGAUCUUUAAACAAAUCGGUCUGCCGAACUGGUAUGUUAAAGGUACGUUCAACUGCGUUUCUCCUGGACAGGUCUGCAGAGAUGGUCUGGGGUCAUUUGGGCUGAUAAUUAUGUACGGUCAGUUCCAAAAUAGUGUCACAAGGAGGUAAAAAAUUUAGCCCCCACGAUGGCUUCAAGCUUACCAUCCCAGUCCCUGAUUGACCCUGAUGAGCACACAUGCUUAAUAUUUAGAACCCCUGACUCACGGUCAUGGUUCAGUUCCCAUCACUUUAUGAUUGAGCUAAAAGUCUGACUUCACAUCCCCAACCUCAGGUCUUACUUUGCACUCACUGAGGUUGUGAGCAUUCAUAGGCUUGUCCAUUAUUUUUGAACAUGAGGACCAUCAUACUCAUCUUGUGAACAUUCAGCACCCCUGCCCCCCUUUCCCUCGGAAACUGGGGAAUUCUGUCAUAUGAAUAUGCAGUUUGGAAUAAUCAAUGAAAGGUCUGACGCAUGAAAUGCAGGCCACCUCAGCUAUUCUGGGGAAAACAACUAAACAUACCAUUUAUUCUGGUAGAGUUCCCAUUCAAAAGAACACCUGUAACCUUUCAAUGUGAAAUUGAGAUGUUUCUGGGAAGUUGCGGUUUCAAUAACUGAUCAGCGUGUCCAUGCCUUAAGCAGGUGACAUAAGAACUCAUGUUAUCACACAUUUACUGCACAUUUGAAGCCUACAGAAAAACAAUAUGGCAGGCCCUUUAAAAGAUUAUUUUCCCCAAUGAAUUCAAAAUAUCAGCAGAGUUUAAUAAUGGAAAACAAUUUUAAAAGAAAAUUCAAUUUGCGUGUAUAUAGCAUUUAUAUGGUAUUAUUAAAUCUAUUUGCUCACAAUAAUUGCUUUUCACUUCUGGACCAUUCACACCCAGCUAGUAGUAUUUACAGACACACACACACACACACACACACACACACACACACACACACACACAUAUUCUGUGGUCACACUAGGGAUCUUGCAUAACUAAAUACCUCAUGUUGAAAUAUGCCUUUCGAUAGUCUCAUGGUAUUUUGUGUUAAAAUUUGGAAUGCAAUCAAAUUAGAAACUGCUUCUGUAUGCAAGCAGUACAGGCCCGAAAGAGCCAGUCAGAUUCACCUAGAGGUGCAGGAGGUGUGUCAAUCAACGACACAUCAGUACUACUGAAGUUGAGCAUCUUUUAACCGUAUUCUUUAAGAUCUAACAGGAAGCACAUGUCAUCCAUGCGACCAUUCUGUCUUAAGUUUAAGGACAGAAAACUGACUGGAUAACAUGUUAAAUGGCCCAUCCUGACAGUUGGUGAAUAAGAGGUGUUCCACUGCAACAUUCCUUCUGUUAGGGUGAGUGCAGCAAAUGUAUCCUGAUACUCGGAGAGGCCCAUCCUAGCAGCCUAUCCGAAGGUCUUCUCGCCCCUCCAUAAUUAAACAACAUCCAGAUUAGUGUUGCAAUAUUGGUAAAGUGCACUUUGCCAAGGUUUAAUUGUCACACCAGGGUAAAAUAUCUUGCAAGGAAAUGUUCUCGGUGCAAGUAAGGCUGCUUUCUUGGUGUAUGCUGUUUUUUUGUUUGUUUUUUUUUUAAAGGCGGUGCACCAUUCAAUCAAGUUUUUUUAUAAUUACAAGGUAUAGUGCUUCUCAUUCUUCAACCUGAAAAUCCUUUAUAUUUACUUAGUUGCAACAUUUUUAUUUUCAAUGCUGUGAAAACAAGUGACAAUCUCUAGCUACAGGUGCAUGUUUGACAUUUUAUUGUUAUGUUUUGAUCAGUUCAUAAAAUGGCACAUGAGCAGAAUUGAGUUUUACAGUCUACUGCCAGGCAGAAGCACGAAGUCCGUGUGUAAAAAGGAAAUAAACUUAAGCUAAUGAUAGUACUCACUAAUAAACAAUGUUUUUACCACAAAGGAAUUCAGAUAUACACUCAGUGAGCACUUUAUCAGGUAUUAACUUAUUGACUUAUUUUUUAGACUUAUUGGUCUUUUGCUGCUUUAGCCUAUCCACUUAGAGGUUUGAUGCAUUGUGUGUUCAGAAUUGCUCUUCUGCAUACCAUUGUUGUAAUGUGUGGUUAUUUGCGUUACUGUCACCUUCCUGUCAGCUUUAACCAGUCUGGCCUUUCUCCACUGACCUCUCCUUAACAAUGCAUUUUUGCCCGCAGAACUGCUGCUCACUGGAUGUUUUUUUUUAAAUUUUUUUAAUUUUUUUGUUUUUUUUUAAACCAUUCUCUUCAAACUCUAGUGACUGCAUGAAAAUUACAAGAGAUCCACAGUUUCUGAGCUAGUCAAACCACCCUGUCUGGCAAGAACAAUCAUUCCAUGGUCAAAGUCACUUAGAUCACAUUUCAUCCCCAUUCUGACAUUUGGUCUGAACAAUAGCUGAACCUCUUGACCACAUCCGCGUGCUUUUAUGCAUUUAGUUGCUGCCACAUGAUUGGCUGAUUAAAUAUUUGCAUUAACAAGCUAGUGUACAGGUCUACCUAAUAAAUAGCUCACUGAGUGUAUUUUAACAACUCAUUCACUUACACUUAUUUUACAUUUGGCUGAAACUGCAUUUAAAAUGCUCUGUAAAUAUUAACAUACAAAGAGUCCAAGGAUAUUUGACUAAUAUGCUGAAGAGACUUGAUUGUAGUGGCCAUUUUUAGAUUGUGAGUAUUGUAAGUAGACUGAGAGGUCCUGGACUUUUCUGAGCUUCUGAUCUGUGCCCACCUGGUCAUCCCUGUGCUCUGCUGCCCAUCGUAUUAAUCCCCAUGUAGACUUUGAUUUAUUCAACUGCUUUUGCAAUGCAUGGACAAUUGAAAAUUUAUUUGCACUUUUUUCUUUGCUUCAUUUUCAAGAGUUGUUCCAAAAAAUGCUGCAAAUGAUGCCAAGCAAAGCAUCAAAAUGGAAUCUGAUAAUUUCUUUAUUUUCAAAAGUGAAGUUUGAAAUAGAACUAGGUCUUUAUCGGUGUGCCAAUCAACAAAUCCUGAAUCCUUCUUCCAUUUGGCUUAGGUUUUUUUUUCUUAAAUGAAAAGAUUGAUUCGAAGGGCACAUUCACUCAGAAUCCCUCCUUUUUUGCUGGUAAGGAAAUACAGUGAACAGUUUGAAUGUUUGCAUAAAGUGCAUUUUUAAUGUUUUUUUAAAGUUUUUUUUUAGAUGUUUAACAAAUCAAGCAUGCAUUGAUAGUAUCCUUCAGCUUUUUUAUUGUACAUUAUAUUCCAUGCAUACAUAUCAGAAGUAUCGGAUACUGCCUUUAUUAAUGCAAGGUUGACCGAUUUUGUAGUUGUACAGUCAUGUCUUUCAACCACUGCAGUCAAUGUAAUUCUUGUACAUGUUCUAUCACUGGGUGUUGUACCAUAUCGUACAUUUGUAAUUAAUAAAUAAAACACUGCCGUUUGUAUAUAAAUAAA